AUGCCCGUGGCAACGCAGGCUUCGCUCAAGGGAUUGACACCGGAGCAGUUGGAAGAAACAGGAUGUCGGCUCUGCCUAAACAACACCUACCACCUCGGUUUGAAGCCGGGCCAGGAGGCCCUUGAGGCCAUUGGCGGAGCGCACAAGCUGCAAGGCUGGGACCACAAUAUCCUCACAGAUAGUGGCGGAUUCCAGAUGGUCAGCUUGCUAUCCCUGGCUACCAUUACGGAAGAGGGUGUGCGGUUUCUGAGUCCACAUGACCGAACUCCCAUGCUCCUGACCCCUGAGCAUUCCAUCUCGCUACAAAAUACAAUUGGCAGUGAUAUUAUGAUGCAGCUUGAUGAUGUGCUCGUCACCACAUCGCCAGACAAGGCCCGAAUGCGCGAGGCCAUGGACCGAAGUGUGCGCUGGCUCGAUCGCUGCAUUCAAGCGCACAAGAACCCGGAUCGGCAGAAUCUCUUCUGCAUCAUCCAGGGCGGCCUCGACACCGAGAUGCGUCGCGAGUGUUGCAAAGAAAUGGUGGCCAGGGAUACGCCCGGUAUUGCUAUUGGCGGCCUGAGCGGCGGUGAGGCCAAGGCCGACUUUUGUCGGGUGGUGGCAACGUGCACCGAACUCCUGCCAGAGCUGAAGCCACGAUAUGUGAUGGGAAUUGGUUAUCCCGAGGACCUGGUUGUCAGUGUUGCCCUGGGUGCCGACAUGUUUGACUGUGUGUGGCCGACGAGGACGGCUCGGUUUGGCAACGCCAUUACCAAGCACGGCGUGUUGAACAUCAAGAACUCCAAGUUCGCCACCGACUUCGGUCCCCUCGAGGAAGGCUGUGGCUGCAUCUGCUGCAGAAAGGGUGAGGGUGCGAUCAAGAUCACGCGAGCUUUUGUUCACCACAACGUGGGCAAAGAGACGGUGGCGGCGCAUCUGCUCAGCAUACACAAUGUCUGGUAUCAGCUGCACUUGAUGGGAGACGUACGGAAUGCCAUUAUUGAGGACAAGUAUCCGGCGUUUCUGAGACAGUUCUUUGCAGAUUUGUAUUCAGACAAGGCACAGUAUCCCAACUGGGCUGUAGAGGCACUGAGGGGCGUUGGGGUAGAUUUACUUGCAGAUUAG
This is a messenger RNA of Pestalotiopsis fici W106-1, 1101 nucleotides long. RefSeq names its product putative queuine tRNA-ribosyltransferase. The coding region runs from base 1 to 1101 and encodes 366 amino acids. Gene Ontology annotation, cellular component: cytosol. Lineage: Eukaryota; Fungi; Ascomycota; Sordariomycetes; Amphisphaeriales; Sporocadaceae. The transcript has 2 exons. The record is from RefSeq and is a predicted model, not a curated record. Gene Ontology annotation, molecular function: tRNA-guanosine(34) queuine transglycosylase activity.